UUCAUGACAUGUAAUGGUAGUCAAUUAUUAGCGUCAAGAAUGUUUGUGUGUUCUCGACUUAUUGUAGGUAAUUGUAUUUAUUUGUUAUUGUAAAAACAUGAAAUGGGUCUGCAAUAAUUAUUUGUUUACUAGCUUAGAAAGACUGUUAAAGGGACAUGGACAAGAUAUGUAUUCUACGCUAUGGCCGUGCGUAGUUGGUGGGGCCCACAUUGAGGAAAGAAGUGCAUUGCCCGUUUAAAUCUCCAUCGCGAGGACUUUACAGUGGUUUGACAAUCAGUAGCGGUUCAGAGAUCUCAUAUUAAACGGAGACAACGACGCGACCACGAGACGGAACAGAUCGCUCUCUCUCUCUCUUCCUCUCCUCUCUGCCGGCAGCUGACACAGUUUGACUAAAGCCUCAACAUGCCUGUGGCAUCGACUGGCACAGAGCCUGCGGCACCCCCCCAGGUCCUGGAUACCCUGAGUGACAGCAACAGCUCCACCACCGCCAAUGACCUGGACCUCAUCUUCCUCAAGGGCAUCAUAGACAGCCCCGUGGAGCCAGAGAGUCUGGAAGAGACCAGGUUGGAGGCAGUGAGGGACAACAACGUAGAGCUGGUCGAGGAGAUCCUCAGAGAGCUGAGUCCCUUCACACACCAAAGCAACAGCGCAGCAGAGCUCACUCGCAUCCUCAACGAACCCCACUUUCAGUCACUGCUGGAGACCCAUGACUCGGUGGCGUCCCAGGUGUGUGACACCCCUCCCCCCAGCCCCUGUGCCUACAUGGAGCUCCCUGUCAGCAACCAGCCCGUGCCACCAGAUGCCGUCCGGAUGGUGGGCAUCCGCAAAGUGGCUGGUGAACACUUGGGCGUGACUUUCCGUGUGGAGGCGGGGGAGCUGGUGAUUGCCAGGAUCCUCCACGGAGGGAUGAUCGACCAGCAGGGACUCCUUCACGCGGGUGACAUCAUCAAGGAGGUGAACGGGAAGGAGGUGGGUGAGGACCCGAGGGUUCUGCAGGAGAUCCUGCAGGAUGCCAGCGGCAGCGUGGUGCUCAAGAUCCUCCCUAGCUAUCAGGAGGGCCACGCGCCAGGACAGGUGUUUGUGAAGUGUCACUAUGACUACGACCCGGCCAAUGACAACCUGAUCCCGUGUAAAGAGGCAGGGCUUAAGUUCUACACAGGUGACAUCCUGCAGAUCGUCAAUCAGGAUGACCUCAACUGGUGGCAGGCUCGUCGUUGUGUGGAGGGAGGGAGUGCUGGGCUGAUCCCCAGUCAGCUGCUAGAGGAGAAAAGAAAAGCCUUUGUCAAGCGAGACGUGGAGCUGGCCCCCGCAGGAAAUCUUUGUACUGGAGUGGCGGGAAAGAACAAGAAGAAAAAGAUGAUGUAUCUAACCACUAAGAAUGCAGAGUUUGACAGGCAUGAGUUGCUGAUCUAUGAGGAGGUUGCCAAGGUGCCUCCAUUCCGCAGGAAGACGUUGGUUCUGAUUGGUGCUCUGGGAGUGGGCCGACGCAGCCUGAAGAACAAACUGCUGCUGUCUGACCCACAACACUACGGCACCACCAUCCCCCACACCUCCAGAAAGCCAAAGUCAGGAGAGCGGGAGGACCAGAUGUAUGCCUUCACCUCGCGGAGCAAGAUGGAGGCAGACAUCAAGAAUGGCCGCUACCUGGAGCACGGCGAGUACGACGGCAAUCUCUACGGGACCAAGAUGGACUCCAUCCAUGAGGUGGUGGAGGCCGGUCGCAUCUGUGUACUGGACGCCAAUCCUCAGGCCUUGAAGGUACUGCGUACGUCUGAGUUCCUGCCUUACGUGGUGUUCAUCGAGGCCCCUGAUUUUGAGGUCCUUCAGGCCAUGAACCAGUCGGCCAUCGAGACUGGAGUUGUCACCAAGCAGCUGACGGACUCAGAGCUGAAGAGAACAGUGGAUGAGAGCACCCGCAUCCAGACGGCCUACGGACACUACUUUGACCUCACCAUUGUCAACGACAACCUGGACGAGAGCUACAGGAACCUGAAGGCAGCCCUGGAGAAGGUCUCUGCUACCCAGCAGUGGGUCCCAGUCACCUGGGUCUUCUAGUGGGACAAGAAGGAAGGACAAGAGGGUGGUGUUGAACACUUGUUCUCUCAUUCAUCCCCACUAGACAUCUGAUGAUACUGUCUGGCUCAUCAUCACAGUGACCUCUGGACCUCUGCCCUUUGGACCCCAUACUGUACAUAAGACAGAACUGACAGUAUUCUUUUUGCUGUGUAUGUGUUGCUUUUGGAAAUUUGUCAGCAAAACAUCAAGGAUUUUCUUGUUUGGGCAUUUGUGUGUGUGUGUGUGUGUGUGUGCGUGCGUGCAUUCGUGCGGUUGCAGAGUGUCUUUACAAUAAUCCUGUUCACUACAUUGACUCUUUAGGUCAGCAAUAGUUCAUCUAUGUUUACAUGAAUCAUUAAAUGGACAUUCAGAAUAUGAAACAGAUAGUCUUACAUCCAAACAGUAAACAGUGGUAGAUGGCCUUCUACUCUUUAUGUCUUCACUACAGGUCUGACACACACACACACGCACACACACACACACACACCAAAUUCUAUUUUUAUUACCACAUUCUAUUUUUUGGUAUGAUUGCGUUCAAGUUGGAACACUUUUUGACACCUACUGUUGGGUAUUUCUUUUUUCUAUCAUUUCAAAAAGGCAAGACACUAAGGUGUGAUAAUAAAACAUACACAUCAUUUGAUGAUAGCAUGUAGAUGCAUAGAGAGAUGUGUAUGACAGAUGGACUGUAAGUACAACCUUUAUUUAUGUAACGACACAGAUACUUCUUCUAUAUGUUUGACAAGGUAACGGCUCCAGAAUUUUGCUUGAUGGGUUCCUUGCUGUUUACUUGUCAAACUGGGCAGACCUUUUUAAUUCCACUUUCGUAACAGAGGAUCUUGUGAUGCAGUGAUCCAGCAUGUCUAUUGGGUCAGUUGAAAUCGAUGCACCGCAGGCUUCGGGAAGUUUGGUGAUAAUUGGUUUGGGGUGGUAUUCACUAGACACGAAACAGAACAGAAAGCAGACUGAGGAUGUACUCUGUACUGUAUUGGAUAGCUUGUUUUCGUUUUCUGUUGCGAAACAUUUAGCUAGAAUGUGCCCUAAUGAACACGACCCUGGAAACUCCAGAGGAACGACACACAACAAUGACACAAGUCAUAGUUUCUUCCUUUUAGUAUGGUUUCUGCAUUCCACGAGGCUCACAUGUAUCCAUGGCAUUUUCAAAUACCUAGAAUAUGAGUUUGGAGAUUUCAAUUAGAUGAAUCCAGGAUUGAACGAUUUCAAGAAGCGUGUGUAUUUGACUGUGUAUCAGUCACAUUUUCUAGACGUACUGUAAAUGACAGACUGUGAAUGUAGAUAUACAGUAGACUAGAGGCACACGCCAGCUACGGUGACGGUGUGUUGUUUAUAGGAAAAUGAACUGUACAUUUGAAGAUGUCCACAAUUAAACGUAUAAAAUCAA
This is a messenger RNA of Salvelinus fontinalis (brook trout), 3454 nucleotides long. It is a transcript of the gene mpp2a, whose product is annotated as MAGUK p55 scaffold protein 2a. The coding region runs from base 403 to 2055 and encodes 550 amino acids. Gene Ontology annotation, molecular function: nucleic acid binding; protein binding. The record is from RefSeq and is a predicted model, not a curated record. The transcript has 13 exons. Gene Ontology annotation, cellular component: cell-cell junction; plasma membrane. Lineage: Eukaryota; Metazoa; Chordata; Actinopteri; Salmoniformes; Salmonidae.